AAAAUAGGUGUGGAAACUGCAGAGCCAGAUCUAAAGAGCUCACAAGUGAAAGUAAAGGGAGCUUUGGAUCCCGCCAAGUUAGUGGAGUACUUGUACAAGAGAACCGGCAAACACGCAGUGAUUGUCAAGCAAGACCCUGAUAAUAAUAAUGCCAAGAAAGACAAAGAUGAAAAAAGCAAAUUAGGAAAUCAAGGAGAUCAGGCCAAAAAUCCCGAUCAGAAAAAAGCGGAAGAAAAUGGUGGUGGCGGUGUCGACAACAAAGACGGCAACAAAAAGGGCGGCGACGCCGCCGCUUCCGAAGAGGCCAACAAGAAAGACAAAGAAUCUGCUGCACCAGAUGAUCAAAACAACAUUAACAAAGAUGUUUUUAAUGUUGUUGGGGAAGAUAACAAAGUUGUUAAUAAUAAUGUUUUGGAGUUGAGGAGGAAUGAGUAUUUUAACAAUUACCCGCCAAUGUACGCCAUGGACUUGUACGCCAACAAUGCCUAUCCUCCCCAGAUCUUCAGUGAUGAGAACCCAAAUGCAUGUUCUGUUAUGUAAUCAAGGAGAAGAGGGGGAAAAAAAAGGAAAAAAAAUGUGUAGGUUUUUUUUAAUUUUCUUGCAUUUUGUUUUGUUUUUUUUUUUUUUUGUUGCUUUUAAAGUUUAUAAGUAUGAUAUCUACAGGUUAAUUAUAAGCUGUAGAAUUUUGAGGCUA
Molecule: messenger RNA, 694 nt
Organism: Morus notabilis
Lineage: Eukaryota; Viridiplantae; Streptophyta; Magnoliopsida; Rosales; Moraceae
Product: heavy metal-associated isoprenylated plant protein 7-like
Exons: 1
Molecular function (GO): metal ion binding
Source: RefSeq, a predicted model, not a curated record